Messenger RNA from Ictalurus punctatus (channel catfish), 6211 nucleotides. Its product is annotated as sodium/potassium/calcium exchanger 2. The coding region runs from base 340 to 2100 and encodes 586 amino acids. Lineage: Eukaryota; Metazoa; Chordata; Actinopteri; Siluriformes; Ictaluridae. Gene Ontology annotation, biological process: intracellular calcium ion homeostasis; calcium ion transmembrane transport; long-term synaptic potentiation. The record is from RefSeq and is a predicted model, not a curated record. The transcript has 10 exons. Gene Ontology annotation, cellular component: membrane. Gene Ontology annotation, molecular function: calcium channel activity; calcium, potassium:sodium antiporter activity.
ACACGUGCAUGGCUGUUGUGUGAGAACUGCGGAUCUGGCAACACGGCUGUGCACAGAGUAAGGAGGAGGUAAGGAAAGCAAGGAAUGGGCUCCACCCCCAUACAGCCUCAUCACCAUCACCAUCAGCAGCAGCAUCAGCAUCAGCAUUGCACAGAGACACACCGAGAAGGAGAGAGAGAGAGAGAGAGAGCUCCUGAGCUCACAACCUGCUCCUGCCGGCGAUCCUCCCCAUGCAUGCUACUAUGAGGAAGCCACUGGAGUGCUAAAGGUCAACCGGAUUUCCCGCACAGCAGUGGCAUGUAUCGUGUGUGCUAAGCCGUACUAGCCGAGUGUCGCAUCAUGGGUCAGCGGUCGUGCCACGUCGUCCGGAGGAAGCUACGUCCAGCACGGGUUCUCGCACUCCUCCUUGGGAUCUUGGCAAUAAGCUCCGUUUCCUUCUCCACCCUCGGUGCCUUCUUCUCCUCCUCAUCCUCCUCCUUGUGGAGCUCUGCCUCCCAGCAAGAGGAGCCUCAUGGCCCUGCUCCUCACAGGACUCUCCUCUCGGUUAGCAUUACCAACGUGUCAGAGAGCCAAGGCGAUUAUCCCGAGGACUUGUUCACGUUGGAACAGCGUCGCCAAGGCGCGGUGAUCCUGCACAUGCUCGGCAUGCUGUACAUGUUCAUCGCGUUGGCCAUCGUGUGUGAUGAGUUCUUCGUGCCCGCGCUCACGGUCAUCACCGAGAAGCUGGUCAUAUCAGACGACGUGGCCGGCGCCACCUUCAUGGCGGCCGGAGGCUCCGCCCCUGAGCUCUUCACCUCCGUUAUCGGCGUGUUCAUCUCGCACAGCAACGUGGGCAUCGGUACUAUCGUGGGCUCGGCCGUGUUCAACAUCCUGUUCGUGAUCGGCAUGUGCGCCGUGUUCUCACGCGAGAUCCUCAACCUGACAUGGUGGCCGCUUUUCCGCGACGUCUCCUUCUACAUCCUUGACCUGAUCAUGCUCAUCGUCUUUUUCCUGGACAACUUCAUCAGCUGCUGGGAGAGCAUGGCCCUGCUGCUCUCCUACGCCACCUAUGUGCUCUUCAUGAAGUUCAACUCCCAGGUGGAGGGCUUCGUCAAGGGCUUGACGAACCGCAACCAGGUGGUGGAGGUGGCCGAGACGCAGCCUAAGGUUAGUCCAGUGCCGACGGAGGACGACAGCAAACUGUCGGCCAAGCCGCGGCUGCAGAGAGGCGGAAGCUCGGCGUCGCUGCACAACAGCCUGAUGAGGAACAGCAUCUUCCAGCUCAUGAUCCAUACGCUAGACCCGCUUAGCGAAGGAAAGUUCCGUGAGAAGGCAUCCAUCCUUCACAAAAUUGCCAAAAAGAAAUGCCAAGUGGAAGAUGCUAACGGAGUGGCUGAUAAGAACCUCCCGAAUAGCUCCAGCGUGGAGGUGGAAGUUUCUCCACCUCUGAACGGCACUGCGGGCCAAGAGGGCGACGCGGGUGAAGAAGACGAUGAGGAAGACCAGCCCCUGAGCCUGUCGUGGCCCGAGAGCAACCGUAAGCGCUUGACGUAUCUCCUUCUCCUCCCCAUCAUCUUCCCGCUGUGGAUCACGCUGCCCGACGUCCGUAAGCCCAAAGCCAAGAAGUUUUUCCCCAUCUCGUUCCUGGGCUCCAUCUCCUGGAUCGCUUGCUUCUCCUACCUGAUGGUGUGGUUUGCUCACCAGGUCGGCGAAACCAUCGGCAUCACGGAGGAGAUCAUGGGGCUGACGAUCCUGGCAGCUGGGACCUCCAUUCCGGAUCUGAUCACCAGCGUCAUUGUGGCUCGGAAAGGUCUCGGGGACAUGGCUGUGUCCAGCUCGGUCGGCUCCAACAUCUUCGACAUCACCGUAGGGUUACCGUUCCCGUGGCUCUUGUACACGUUGGUGAACAAUUUGCAGCCCGUGGCGGUGAGCAGCAACGGCCUGUUCUGCGCCAUCGUGCUCCUCUUCAUCAUGCUCCUCUUCGUCAUCAUCUCCAUCGCCGCCUGCAAGUGGAAGAUGAGCAAGAUGCUCGGCUUCAUCAUGUUCCUCCUCUACGUCGUCUUCCUGGUGCUCAGCGUCAUGCUGGAGGACAAGAUCAUCGUGUGCCCGAUUUCCAUCUGACGCACGCGCACUUCACUCACGCAGUCCAGCAGAGCACCCUUUCGGCGAAUCUCCGCCCCCUUUUCAUCAAGGCAGGAACUUGAAAUUGAACCUGAACCUCAGCUCCUUUAAAAUCUACCCCUUUAACGCAUCAGCGUCUGUUUUCACCCUGCCAUUCGAUCACGGUCCCUAUAUCAGUGUAUCGCAGCGUCCUUUCCAGACGCCUCGUUCAUGUCCUAUACAAACCCUGCUUCCGUCACAUAAGAGCCCACUCCUUCGUUGCAAUUCGUUCACCUGGGAUGGUGGAUGUCGUGCGAAUUUCUAGACUUUCCGGAUGCCGGAUCUUCUGUAGCUGAGUUUUGGGAAAGCCGGAAAGCUAGUUAGCUACUAGUGCUGAGUGAUAUAUCAAAAGGUUCUUGGACCUGUAGAGAAAACGAACCAUCAAAACCAGUGCGAUUAUCCUGUGAAUAUUCCGAAUUGAACCGAGAUACAUGUGAAAUGAAGAAAUGAGAUGUAAAGCAAAAGCUUUUAUUAGUCCAAUUCUACAACACCUAGUUAUAACGGAAAGACCUGAGUUAAACAAGGCAAGUUCAUGGUUCUGAACAUCACAGCUAUAAAACCGUACAAACAGGACAGGACGUAGAAAGAAAAAAAAAAUUCUCCCUGCUGGGGAAAAAAAAUCCUUUUUUUUUUUUUUUUUUUUUAUACUUUCCAUUAACCAAAAAAAAAAAAUCUUUUCCCGACGUUCCGAUGCCGAUUUGCGCAUGACGAUACGUGACGAGACAUCGCGACUACGCUAAGUCAGGGGAAAAUAAACCAACGGCAAGAACGAAACGCGCCCAAGAACUGUGCUGUUACCGUGGAAACCACGACACGAAUUCCGCGCAUUUUCCCCAUUAAUUCCUGUCCUAAAGAAAGAAAAGUCAGCAGUCGAUUACGUUUCGUUCUGUGGAGACUAACGAUCGUUAUCAGUGGGAGGAAAUUAUGGAAGAGGAUUUACGAAACAGCAAUAAAUGAAAGAAAGAGUAGUUAUUUUAUUCAUUUAUAGUUCUGCAUUAUUGAGUAAUAUAAUAAGACGCUGUGAAUAAUAAGUGAAUAAGACGCUGUGACUUCAGGGGUCAAUUCUACGACUUUAUACUAGACACUGGGAUGUUUUCUACUCAAUUUCAUUCCUUUUUUUUUUUUUUUUACAGAAAUUUACAGAAUUCCAACGAAGAAAAGCGUACAGAUUUGCUUGUUUUGCUAUUAGCUACUGCCAUCGUACUAUAAAAACAUUUAGUCUUUAACUCCUACAAAGGUUAUUGUUUGAAAUGAGCAGACCGGAGGAUGGGAAAGGAGGUAGUGAUAUGUGAUGCGUUAAAAAUCUUAUGCAGAUGAUUAUUAUUUAAAUUCUGAAGUGGCCCAAAUCAAGCGGUUUUGUUUUUCGAUAAGUGGAAAGCGAGUUCAGUAUUUCUGCGGGGGGGGGGAGUUUAAAACUGUUAAUCAGGAUCAUUUAUUUCAUUAAUGAUUUUUUUUCCCCAGUGGUUAAACACUAUUGCUCAGCACUAGUGGUUUAAUUAUAGGCGAGAGAGAGAGAGAGAGAGAGAGAGAGAAGCGGGAUGCGCUAUUCGCGACAUUUGCUUAGUCGAAACUGAAACCGGGACUUCUCUCCACACGUCUCACGACCGACUUUCCGAGGUCAAAUCCGCAGCUACGUUUUGCACGAGUGCUAAACCGUACAGUUUCAGGUCGGCUGGAGACGUUCUCAAACGAACGUUCCCGGAACGUUACCUCGAUAUUUUUACGUUCCGUGAAAACAUGAACGUUUCUGGACAGAAAAGAAAAAAAAAACACACACACACACACAAUAAAACUAAAAUGACGACUGAAGACGAGGAGGCUUUGUGCGAAUUUGGGGUGCCAUUUUGUAUGUCCAGAUGGGUGUUUUGUUUAGUUUUUUUGCUUUUUCUUAGCACCUCCCCCACCCAACCUCCUUUUUCUUAGCACCUCCCCCACCACCCCUUAUGUGUCAAAUGGACGAGUAACAUCUCUACAUAGCCGUUGCUAUGAUAACCGAUAUAGCGAGUAGACCUAGUUGAAGUACAGUAUUGAAAAUAAUCCGAAAAAAAAAAAAAAACGGGAAAAAAAAACAAAAAACAAAGAGAUUCAUGAUCUGUAUCUCAGCAUGCCCCCAUUUCACACUCGAGUAUGUAGUGGUAUAUCGAGAUAACAUAGAUUAGCCUCCUAAAAUAGUAUGCACGAGGGGGGAAAAACAACAACAACAACAACAACAAAGGAGCGGACUGUUGAGUAGACGCGUAUAGACAUAGUUCAGUGUCAAACUAGCCUGUAGAUAGUUCUUAUAUAUAUAAAUAAAUAUAAAUAAAUAUAUAUAUUAUAUAAUCUCUCGCACUGAAGAGGCUAUGUGCAAUAAUCUCAUUAAAUAUUCAACGCUUGGAGCGCAAAUGGAUUUUCAAAAGUAUUUUCCAGAUCGUAGGUAAAAAUACAUGCGUGAACACACACUGUAGCCUAAUUCAUCGAUGCUCAUUCAUAUUAACAUUUACUACUCCGGUACAAGACUUCUGAAAAUUUCCUACGUGUUUUCUAUAUCAGGGGGGGGGGAUAAUAAUCUGUUCAGACACACUUUGUAGUUUUAGAGCGUAAGGUUUGGACUGACAUGGACCGAGUCUCUGACCUUUUAUCCCAUUAAACUUUCAGACGUACACUCUAUUACAGUUUCACUGAUGCACUAAAUAGCACUCAGAACAUAUCGGGACUCACUCUGCAGUAUCGAGACUCGUCCAUCAGUGCCACAUUACGACUAAUCACGAGUACAGAGUGGUGUAUACACUCACUGAUAUAGUAAAUACACUCGUUUCCAUACUCAUAUUGAUUCAUCACUGACACAAUCACUUUUUAUGGCACAGGGUUGAAAGUGUGUGUGUGUGUGUGUGUGUGUGUGUGUGUGCUGUUAUAGACCUUAUGGACAAUUCCCUUAAUAUUCCCAUUGGAGAAUUUCAAAAUGAUGGCUUUCCUAUGAGUAAUCAUGGGAAAGUAGAUUUAGGACACUGACCGUUCAUCAUUCUUCCACUCAGGCUGCUUAUGUUGGACCUCAAAAACUCAGAAUGCAACAACUAGGACUUCCUUAAAAUUCCCAUUAAUACCUGAACUCAACAUCUAGACGAGUCUUAUAUUAAUAUAAUUUGCGCAAAUUGAUGCCUGGCCCAAUAGGAACCUCCUGAAAUGACUCUCUCCCAACGAUUAACCCAAUAAGAACCAUUUUACCAAAUCACUAAACCCAAAGAACAAAAUGGCUGACCUAUAGGAAUCCUCUAAGAACCUUCUAGACAGUCCAACCAUAUUCUAAUCAGUAACCAAUACAAAUAACAACCUUAUAGUUAACAGUAUGCCAUGAUCAUCCAGUUGUGUUAUCAAACCAUAUUAUAAUUACUGACCCAUAAGAAUCGAGAUCAUAUGCUAAAUGGCUAAGCCAUAUGGAACUUUUCAAUGAGAAAAACAAUAAGUAAGUUACUGCACACGUCCGUCCCUGAAGCAUUUCUGGUGGAGCCAGUUUCACACGUAAAGCUGUCGAAACAAAAUGACCAGUGGAACGGUAUGUAAGGGAAAGCUUAAACGCCUCAUUAGGGAACAUCCGACAACAAAACAACACGGUCCUAAUUGACAUCCCGCUCUUCAAAUCUACCUACCAGACAUGCGAAUGAUGGUUUUUAAUUUGCUAUUGCAUUCUGAAAUGCCGUUUACCGCCAACCGGAUGUCCAAGGAAGAACAACGUCACUCCUUGCACUCGUGAAUGAGGCCAGAUUCGAAUGACCGACCCAUUAAAAAUCUAACUAGAACCAUCUAACAACUGGCAACCCAAGGAAAGAAAACCUAUAAAAAAUGUAAUAAGAACCACUUAGAACUGAAACUAUAUUCCAGUAACUUACCUACAGACUUCAAAUCAGACCAUAUUACAACGGGUAGCCGAUCAAAAUCUAAUACAACCAUUGAAACCAUAUCGUCAAAAAGAAAUUCAAACAUACUGGAGUCACUAAAUCAUAAAAAUCCAAUAGGAACCAUUUUACAAUUGGUAAGUCGAAAUAAAAUGGCUAACUUAUAAAAAAAAAAUGCAUUAAGAAGCCCUUAAAAAGGU